Molecule: messenger RNA, 1293 nt
Organism: Eremomyces bilateralis CBS 781.70
Lineage: Eukaryota; Fungi; Ascomycota; Dothideomycetes; Eremomycetales; Eremomycetaceae
Exons: 1
Coding region: 127-1203 (358 amino acids)
Source: RefSeq, a predicted model, not a curated record
UUUGAUACAAGACACAGUUAGCCAUCGAUGGCUUGAAGUUCCGUGAUCUUAUCGGGAAAUCUUAAACUAACAAUUCGAACAGACCCGAUACUUCGGGACCUUCCCUUGACCCCUAUCUGGGGAUUGAUGGGAUGUUCCACCUACGUUGAGUUUUCUAAGAUUGAUAAUGCAAUCUUAGGAAUUCCAUUCGGCGGAUCCACGACUGAUUGGAUUGUCUCAAGAUAUUUGUUGACCCUUCGCCUACUGAGCCAUCCAAUAGAGCCAGUUGAGUUACGCGUUGAUGCAGAAACAGAAGCCGACGGUCAGUUGCUUCUCCUCCAAGAGGGGUGGAAGAGGCUCUAUAAGAGCAUUACCGCCUGCAAUGGAAUUUGGGGUACAGAAACUCCCUUUCCAGAGUCAAUGCAUGUCUUGGCAUAUUCCAUGGCCGCUCAGUGGACGUCACUACUCCUUAUCAAACUUUUCAGAAUGCUCCAGUCCAGACUCUCGCGCGCCGGGUAUGUGGAUGCCACUUCUGCGGGACUCUCACCUGAGCACAGCCAACUACCCUCGAAUCUGAUCCUUCCGCCAUCUAUCGACACGAUCCCUCUCGCGCAGAUCUAUGCUGAUCCAGAAAAUGAUAAAAGUGCCCUGCUCUCGGAUUGUUUCGGUUCCUUUGAGGCGUCAUAUCGAUUUGCGGUCUCACAUCUGAAAACAAUGGCUACAAAGCAGUUCAUGGAAGAUGACUGGGUUGGAUAUUAUUCCUGCUGUAACGCCCAAGACACCCCAUGGGAUAUGACAUUUGAUGGGCCAAUGCAAGGAAUUAAGUUUUCAACAAGCUCAUCUCCUCCCAACCACCGCCACGACAUGACCCUGAGGUCGAAUGGCUAUGAUGUAGUUGGAGCCUUCCAGUUAUUUGGGUCACUGAACACAAAUACUGGGUACUUUCAUCUCAUAAAGAGGUACGAAGCCCAGCCUGUUGUUUGGAAUUGGGAGGGACGCCUUACGCCCUGGGGGUUGGUGGGAGUUUGGGGCCGUCACGCGCCUAGCCAAUGGGGCGGACUUUUCUGGUUGUGGAAGUCGAGCUGGAGUAGACCAGCACCGCCAGGAAUGGUCCUUGAAAAAGGCCGUGGCGGGACGGAAAACCUUGCAGGUCAAAUAUCCAUUAUGAUGUUUCAAGCGGUCUCCCGAGAGGAGACGGAAGUUGGUCUCAUGUGGAAUCCAUGAGACAUCUUCCCCUGAAUUGGUUGGUUUCAAGGAGUCUGGCAGAUAUGUAUCUAAAGAGACUGUUAUACAAUGUUUCGUACGUAUGGUACA